AAGAAUGCAGUGACGUGGUGGAGCUCCGUUAGUGUAGCGGUGUCUGACAGACAGCUUCCCCGGGCCAGCAGCUGCCCUGCCCGGCUCAGACAUCCGACAAGGGCUCGGUCCAAGACGGAGCGGAGGAAAGAUUGAGAAGGAAAAACAAGAAGGGGUGGACUAGAAAACCGAAGCAGAGUAGGGGUUCGGAGUCUGCGCUGCAUCGUGAAGUACCAGCCGCACUCCUGCUGCUCCGUCGCCGCUGCUCUGCCAUCCUUCCAGCGGAUCGCUUCUCUGGAUAAACGUGCGCGGAUGCUGUGGUCUUUUUCCUCGUUUGCAUUAAAUAGCACCUCUGGAGAAGAGCGGGAUGAACUUGGAUAAGAUCAGGGAACAACAGUGAAAGAGGGGAGAGAGAAAAAAUACCCCUGAAGUAGUGAGGUAGAGGGAGCGGUGUAGCGGACACAAGGAGCGGGAGAGGGAGGAGAGGAGGAGUCGCAGCAGGAGGAGAACCAAAAAGCUGCAGGUUUGUUGAGCCUGUGGGGAUGAGGACGAGCAGGGACGGAACGCUUCCAAGGUGUCAGCGCGAUUAGGGGAACAGGAUCGGGAGGGGAAGCAGGCGUUAAACCCCGGGUUGCUUCCAGUCCGGGGAGGCGGUGAUGGCGAGUGAAGGUACCGGGGCUCACACACUCCCUCGGCCGACCGCAGCCCUGUCAGCAGCCGCAGCAGCAGCAUGAGGAGGAGGAGAUUAGAGAGAGCAAACGCAGAGGAGGUGACCCUUAUCAUAUCCUGAAGGAGAUGAGACAUAGAGCAUGACCCUGUGUUUGUCUACAGUGCCAAAGAAGAGCCAGGGAGAAGCCUCCCUGGCCAGAGAAUCGCCGCCUUCCUAGCUCCAUCGGGAGCUUUUUUAGCCUGCUUUAAGCUGCACUUUGGGGCUCAAAUGUUCUCCUGACUCCACCAGGAGGCUCUCUCCAACCCAUCUGCCAGCUCAGAUAACCCUCUGAUUGUUGGCAACCACAUGUUUGAGGUGACUGUAUGUGACCGCCGCCGCCCAUUCUCGAGCAGCAGCAGCCUCCUGCGACCCCGAUCUGCACCAUGCAGUGGAGACGGCGGCACUGCUGUCCCAUCAAGAUGACCUGGACCGUCAAGCGCUCACUGUUUCGGACCCAUGUGACUGGCCUCCUCUCACUGGCUCUGCUCUUCACUCUCUUUUUAUUUUUCAGCCACCAGGACUGGCUGCCAGGACGCAGUGGGCCUCGUGAAAACCCCCUGGCCUAUGCUGUCAGGGGCUUCCGCACUCCCAAGGGAGAAUCCAACCAGAGCAGCUCCCUGAGGAGCCUGUGGAGGGAGGCAGGGUAUGUGCCACCAAAGCCUCUGCUCAACCUCAGCUCUCAGCAAGCGGAGGGUGCAGCAGGAGAGGCAACAGGAGGAAUAGGAGGAGGUGGAGGAGGAUCCAGGACUGGUGUAAUGGGGCUGGGGGACUCCAUGAGCACUAACAAUAGUUUACAGAAGGAGAUGGGUGUAGGAGGGAAGCUCAGCGCUCAGCCCUACCGCUACAUCCUGAACGAGCCCUUCAAGUGCAGGGACAGCACACCCUUCCUCAUCCUCCUCAUUGCUGCAGAACCAGGACAGGCUGAUGCCCGCAAUGCAAUCCGCCAGACAUGGGGAAAUGAGAGUGUAGCAAUGGGCUUGGGGUUUGUCCGUCUGUUUCUGCUCGGCACAGGAACGACUUCAGACACCGUCCUCCAGAGCAGCAUAGAGGAAGAGAGCCGUGUUUAUCAUGAUAUCAUCCAACAGGACUAUCGGGACACUUACUACAACCUGACCGUCAAGACCCUGAUGGGCAUGAACUGGGUGGCCACCUAUUGCCCACAUGCCUCCUAUGUGAUGAAGACAGACAGUGACAUGUUUGUCAAUACAGAGUAUCUCAUCCAGAAGUUACUGAAACCUGAGAUGCCUCCAAAGCAGAGGUACUUCACCGGCUACCUGAUGAGGGGCUAUGCACCAAACCGAAACAAGGACAGCAAGUGGUACAUGCCACCAGAGCUGUAUCCAAGCGAGCGCUACCCAAUAUUCUGCUCAGGCACAGGAUACGUGUUCUCAGGGGACAUGGCCGAGCUGAUCUAUCAGGCCUCACUCAGCAUACGCAGGCUUCACCUGGAAGAUGUUUAUGUGGGGAUCUGCCUGGCGAAGCUGCGCAUUGACCCAGCUCCACCUCCCAAUGAGUUCCUCUUUAACCAUUGGCGGGUAUCUUACUCCAGUUGUAAGUACAGCCACUUGAUCACAUCCCAUCAAUUCCAUCCUAAUGAACUCAUCAAGUACUGGAACCACUUACAGAGCAACAAGCACAACGCCUGUAUCAACAUAGCCAAGGAAAAGAAUGGCAGGUAUAGACACCGAAAGUUCCAUGGAGAGAGGCCUCCAUGAUGGACCCUGUGACUACAACCUGCCUCAAAAAAGGGAAACUGGUCCACUGUAACUACUGCUGGUGGAGGGCAUGUUGAACUCAGCACUAUACACUAUAUGGGGAAAAGCACAUUGUUUUUGGUAUUGUGUACAGUCAAUGAUCCAAACUAUUUUUUUAGUUCUAAAAAAUGUGAAGUAUUGUAAACCUAUUGAGCUAUUUCUAAAAGGGAGAAUGGGGGACAUGUCUGUGUGAUGUGGAGCAUGCACAACAAGAGCUGCAGCUCAACAGUGGUGUUCAUGAUAAUUCAGGUGCCAACAGAAAAGUGAGAAUUUGUGUUCUCCACUAAAGGGUAGUACAGCGUGUCACACUCUAGGAAUAAUAUUUUAAAAAAUGAAAAAUUAAGACACAGUUGUGUUUACACAGACAGAGACAAAUGUCCAUGUAAUAUGUUGAAAAGUUACACUACCUAAAUAUGAAUGAAUGAUGAAUCUUUGACAUUGACCAGUUAUGCUGCCCUGUUUCUCAGUGUUUACUUUACAGAUCUAUCAAAGAACACUGCUCUGAAGAGGUUUAUCUGUCAUAUACUGUAUUUUAUUUAAAAAAAAAAUCUACAUAAAAGCACCCAGAAUCACAUCUGAGAUGACUGAGAUUGUAUUUUUUAAAGCUUUACAUUGAGUAUGACUCUGCACUUGAGCAAAUGUGCAAUGAAUCAAAUAAUUAAAUGUCCUGAAAUCA
Messenger RNA from Acanthochromis polyacanthus (spiny chromis), 3118 nucleotides. Its product is annotated as beta-1,3-galactosyltransferase 2-like. Bases 1072 to 2403 code for a protein of 443 amino acids. Gene Ontology annotation, cellular component: membrane. The record is from RefSeq and is a predicted model, not a curated record. The transcript is spliced from 3 exons. NCBI's taxonomy places the organism in Eukaryota, Metazoa, Chordata, Actinopteri, Pomacentridae. Gene Ontology annotation, molecular function: N-acetyl-beta-D-glucosaminide beta-(1,3)-galactosyltransferase activity.